AUGUUUCGGAUCGAGGGCCUCGCGCCAAUGCUGGACCCUGAGGAAACGAAACGGAAGAUGCGCAAGGACAUGAUGUCCUCCCCACGGAACUUUCUCAUUUACGUGGCCCUGCUGCGAGUCGCUCCGUUUAUCUUACAGAAAUGGGACAGUGCAUGA
Echinops telfairi (small Madagascar hedgehog) is the source of this 156-nucleotide messenger RNA. Its product is annotated as mitochondrial import receptor subunit TOM5 homolog. Bases 1 to 156 code for a protein of 51 amino acids. Gene Ontology annotation, cellular component: mitochondrial outer membrane translocase complex. NCBI's taxonomy places the organism in Eukaryota, Metazoa, Chordata, Mammalia, Afrosoricida, Tenrecidae. The transcript has a single exon. The record is from RefSeq and is a predicted model, not a curated record.